AUGGCGGAGACGGCUUUGCCCGUCUUCGUCCUCAGAAUCGCCUCCCCGGCAGUCAUCCUCCUCGCUGCCCUAUCCGUCCUUUCAACAAGGCCAAAUCCCGACCAACACUCGCCAAUAACCUCUGUGGUCGUCGCUACAACCGUUCCUCGUCGUGCUGCUAUUCUUUCUUUUCUUUCUCUUUCGGCCCUCACUUAUCUUGCUGAUGGGCUCGUCUUUGUUGUUUUUGCCGUUCUUUCGAAACAGUGGCCUCGUCAUAGCGGAAUCCCGAUCAACACCAUCGUCGGUCUGGUCGGGUUCGCUGGCCUGGCUGCCAUUGGCGCCUGGAAGGACGUCGCUGGUGUCGAGAUCUGGUCCCUCAGGAGGAUUAGAACCGCAGUCUCCACUACCUUGCUCCUCGACAUUGCCCUCACCGUCUUACUCGGCGUGGAGCUACGCGAUGCCGCUCAAAUUCCAGAAGGCCACAUUGCCCUUCAGAACCUUUUGCAUUUAGCUUUGCCUGCUUUCCGUGUUCUUCUUCUCUUCUCUUUGCUCGGUUCCCUCGUUUCACCUCGCGUCACCUAUACCGCGGUUCCUUCCACCGACGACGAAGUCCAGCAACCGACUGCCUCAAGCUUCUUGUUGCCACCAGAAGCCGGUCAUCAACAAUCCACGGGUCUUUCAGCCUUGAAUGGGGAGAACAGCAAGUAUGGAACUUUCCGUCCGACGCGUUCCAAUGUUGCCAGCUCGGCACCGGCGACCAGGGCCACCACUCCUGCUCCAUCGACCGCCCCAGGGUUUGAACCCAAGCCGGAGAUUUCGCUAGAGCCCACCUGGUCGGAACUCUUUGCACGAAUUCGUCGUCUCUCGCCCUACCUCUGGCCGUCCAAGAGCCGCUAUCUGCAAUUUGUUGCUAUUCUUUGCAUCGUCAUUCUGGUCAUUGGACGCGUCGUCAACCUCGCUUUGCCCCUCGCGUUGGGCAAACUCAUCUCCAGCCUUGAAGGCAACGGAACUUCGCCAUGGCCCUACCUCUUUGGCUACGUCGGUCUUCGCUAUCUGCAGGGAAGCGGUGGUUUAUCCGCUAUUCGUGAUGCUCUCUGGGCGCCUGUCAUGCAAUACUCGGAUCGAGAAAUGUCCCAGCUGGCUUUCGAUCAUAUCUUGAACCUUUCGUUUGCCUGGCAUACGCGCAGAAAGACUGGUGAAAUCUUGCGAGUGCUGGACCGUGGUGCUGCCAUUAAUCAUACUUUUGAACUUAUUCUUUUCAACAUCGUUCCUACAUUCGUCGAUAUUUUCAUUGCUCUCGCUGCCUUCUGCUGGCUAUUCGAAUGGACCCUCGCUGCUGUCAUCUUUGUUGUUAUGUUCUCUUAUGUUGCCGCCAGUGUUAUUCUCACCAAAUACCGAACCCGACUUCGCCGUCAGAUGAAUGACCGCGAUGUGAUUACCCGUGGAAUCCAUACCGACGUUCUGUUGAACUACGAGACUGUCAAGUACUUUGGCGGUGAAGACCAUGAAGGCGAGCGAUACCGGGAAGCUAUGCGCGAGUAUCAAAAGUUGGAGCUCAAGGUUAUCCUUUCGUUGAACUUGCUCAACCUUGUCCAGAACUUCAUUAUCACGGUCGGACUUUUGGUUGGAUCGAUGAUGGUGGCGGAUGGCAUUGUGAAGGGACGAUGGGGUGCUAGCGAAUUCGUUAUCUUCAUCACUUAUCUCGCUCAGCUGUAUGGCCCUCUCAACCAACUCGGGUACAUCUACCGCUCUGUCAAUCAGUCUUUGGUUGAUACCGAGCGACUUCUCGCUCUCUUGAACGAGCCCACCGAGGUCAACGAUAAACCUAACGCCCCCGACCUCGUUGUAACCGAUGGAGAGAUCGAGUUCCGUGACGUUUGCUUCUCGUAUGAUGAGCGUACCACUGCGCUCAACAAGAUCAGCUUCAAGGUGCCCAAGGGUUGCUCCGUUGCACUUGUCGGCGAAUCUGGUUCUGGAAAGUCGACCAUCUUGCGAUUGCUCUAUCGAUUCUAUGACCUCAAGGACGGAGAAGGUGCCAUUUUGAUUGAUGGUCAGGAUAUCAGGGAUGUGACUCAGAAGAGCUUGCGCCACGCCAUCGGUGUCGUCCCUCAAGACUCGGUUCUCUUUAACACUACGAUUUCGUACAACAUUGGAUAUGGCAAAUUUGGUUCGAGUCAGGAAGAGAUCGAGGAGGCUGCUCGUUCAGCUCAGAUGCAUGACCGAAUCAUGUCAUUCCCGAAUGGUUACGAGACCAAGGUUGGCGAGCGCGGUGUCCGACUUAGUGGUGGCGAGAAGCAGCGCGUGUCCAUUGCCCGAACUCUUCUCAAGAAUCCUCCCAUCCUCCUUUUGGACGAAGCGACCAGUGCCCUUGAUACGUCGACUGAGAAGGACAUCCAGAAGGCAUUGCAGAACCUCGUUCAAGGCAGAUCCUCUCUCUCAAUUGCCCACCGACUUUCCACUAUUGCCUCAGCUGAUCUGAUUUUGGUGUUGAAGGAAGGACAAAUUAUCGAACAGGGUACCCACGCAGAGUUGCUUGCACUCGAUGGCGUCUUCGCUUCCAUGUGGGCCGAUCAGGUCUCGUCUUCUGACCCCAUUUCGAGGAAGAGCAGCUUCAGGAAGGAGGUCGAAUCCAACGCGCCUGACUCGAGCCCUACCACUUUGGACGGCGGUGAUCCUGUUGGACAACCCUCUGAACCUGCUGGCGCCUUUCAAGAGGCAUUGAUCGAUUUGCGCGAUGACACCGACAAGGUUGAAGAGGAUGAGAAUAAGCCGGUUGAAGAACAGACGAAGGAUGUCCCAAAGGAGCCUGAAGUUUCCAGGAACCUGGCGAGCGACCCUGUUGUGGCCUUCCCCUCGUCUGAACCUCUCGAUGAGGAGCCAUCGCAACCCCGUGGUUCUUCCUUGAAUGUCACUGCGGCCGGUCAGGACGGUUCCACCAGGGGCCCCGAUGCACCUGUCUCCGCAGCAUCCCCGAUCGCUUCUGCCCCUAUCGCCUUCCCUGCCUCUGACUCGGCUUCAGUACUUGACAAACCAGAGACAUCUGCAUCCCCCCCUCAAGGUGCCUCCAGCGUUUCCCCCCCUGUUCCGUUCGGAGUUACGUUCGAAGAAGCCACUUCCCCUCCACGCAACGGCACCCCCGACCCUGACGCAGAGCCCAAACGCAAGAGGACUGCAUCGCAGAACUUCCAACGUCUCGCUCGCCGGAUCUCACUUACGACUCGCAGACAGGGCUCAGUGUCCUCGAUUUUGCCCGUUUUGAAGCGUGAAACCGCUUCCCCUCGUGGUUCGACGGAUGAGGGAACUAGUUCCCGAGGAGAGGGUAGCUCUAUCACCGCUGUUAUGAGUGACAGCCCGGCGCCUAGCAUGAAGAGCGACGAACCCAAGCCCAAGUUGAAGAAGAAGGACAAGAAGAGGAAGAGCACCCUCGGCAGUCCUUGAUUCUGACCGCUUGUUUCCUUUCAUUUCCUUUUGUAACGACUGUUAAUGACCCGCACACACACAUUCUAUGCAUGCUGUUUUACGUUUUCUUCUGCUACUUUACUACUUACGACUGCUGUAUCUGUUGUCUCGCACAUUACUAUCGUACAUUGCGCAAAUGGCAAAGCAUGCUGAGUGUUUUGGGGUGUGUGUUUCGUAAA
Messenger RNA from Coprinopsis cinerea okayama7#130, 3617 nucleotides. RefSeq names its product mitochondrial half-size ABC transporter. Bases 1 to 3417 code for a protein of 1138 amino acids. The record is from RefSeq and is a predicted model, not a curated record. Lineage: Eukaryota; Fungi; Basidiomycota; Agaricomycetes; Agaricales; Psathyrellaceae. Gene Ontology annotation, biological process: transmembrane transport. The transcript has 16 exons. Gene Ontology annotation, cellular component: membrane. Gene Ontology annotation, molecular function: ABC-type transporter activity; ATP binding; ATP hydrolysis activity.